Fundulus heteroclitus (mummichog) is the source of this 1838-nucleotide messenger RNA. RefSeq names its product tripartite motif-containing protein 16-like. The annotation marks the transcript as partial. The record is from RefSeq and is a predicted model, not a curated record. The transcript has a single exon. Gene Ontology annotation, molecular function: protein binding. NCBI's taxonomy places the organism in Eukaryota, Metazoa, Chordata, Actinopteri, Cyprinodontiformes, Fundulidae.
UAUGAUUCAGCUGCAUUUAAGAAACACAAGCUGGUGGAGCCCUCCAAGAACCUCCAGGAGAACAUCUGCCAUACUGAUCGAAAGUGUCUCUGUUAUCCUGGUCCCAGUGAAGAACAUAAACCUCACGACACAGUGUCAGCUGCAGCAGAAAGGACUGAGAGGCAGAGAGAGCUGGAGGUGAGACGAGAAAACAUCCAGCAGAGAAUCCAGGACAGAGAGAAAGAUGUGAAGCUGCUUCAACAGGAGCUGGAGGCCAUCAAGCACUCUGCUGAUAAAACAGUGGAGGACAGUGAGAAGAUCUUCACUCAGCUGAUCCGUCUCAUCCAGAAAAGAAGCUCUGAUGUGAAGCAGCAGAUCAGAUCCCAGCAGGAAACUGAAGGGAGUCGAGUCAAAGAGCUUCAGGAGAAGCUGGAGCAGGAGAUCACUGAGCUGAAGAGGAAAGACGCUGAGCUGAAGCAGCUCUCAGACACAGAGGAUCACAACCAGUUUCUCCACAACUACCCCUCACUGUCAGCACUCAGUGAGUCUACACACUCAUCCAGCAUCAAGAUCCGUCCUCUGAGCUACUUUGAGGAUGUGACAGCAGCUGUGUCAGAGCUCAGAGAUCAACUACAGGACAUCCUGAGAGACGCAUGGACAAACAUCUCACUGAGACUCACUGAGGUGGAUGUUUUACUGUCAGAACCAGAACCAAAGAGCAGAGCUGGAUUCUUGAGAUAUUCAUGUGAAAUCACACUGGAUCCAAACACAGCACACGGUCGUCUGUUACUAUCAGAGGGGAACAGGAAGGUGACUGCUUUGGAUCAACCUCAGUCUUAUUCUAGUCAUCCAGACAGAUUCACUGCAUGGUGGCAGGCUCUGAGUAGAGAGAGUCUGACUGGACGUUGUUACUGGGAGGUGGAGUGGAGAGGGAGAGGAGUUUAUAUAGCUGUUGCAUGCAAGAAUAUCAGCAGAGCAGGCUAUGAAUGUGGAUUUGGUCGUAAUGACAAAUCCUGGGCAUUAGAUUGUCACCAAAAAUGUUACACGUUUUGGUAUAACAACACUGCAACCUCCAUCUCAGUUCCUCAGUCCUCCAGAGUAGGAGUGUACCUGGAUCACAGAGCAGGUAUUCUGUCCUUCUACAGCGUCUCUGAAACCAUGACUCUCCUCCACAGAGUCCAGACCACCUUCACUCAGCCGCUACAUGCUGGGGUUUGGCUUUAUAUCUAUGGAAACUCUGCAGAGUUCUGUAAACUUGAAUAGAUAAUUGUUUUUUGCAGUCGCUGAAUGUAUUUACCGUUAUAAUGCAUUUUUGUGUAUUAUUGUGAUAAACCUACAAAUCUAAACCAAGGUUUUUCUCCUACUCUGUUGUUUGAGGUUAAAAACUGUUCAAUUUUCCCAAUGAGUUAUUAUUUAACUGCUGUAACUGAAAUAUAAAUAGAUAAAAUAAUACAUAUAAUAAUCAAUAUAGCAUUCAUAUUCUAAUGGUUGCCUUGUUAUUUUUUAAACCCAUGUCUAAUUUAUUGUAAGAAGUUAUGAUAAGCAUUGACAGCAAGUUUUAAGGUUAUUUGGAAAAUAAAGUCCUGGUCCCAAGAAAGAGGAGUCAUGAUGUCAUAUGUCCUGCAAAUGUCCUUGAACGCCACUGUAUAAAUUCUAUAUUGCUCAUUGAUAUAUUAAAGAAUUAUUUUUGUUCUUUGACAAUGUGUGAGUUCACAUAAACUAAGAGCAACAUAUACUGUAUGCUCAUGCUCUGUUAUUAUGUUUCUCACAUAAAACUGAGAACCACAUGUGUGAUUUUGUUAUAACUUAUUUUAACUUGUGGUGGGAACUUAUGACAAUGUGUUGUGGGAAAGACUGAU